This is a messenger RNA of Phoenix dactylifera (date palm), 960 nucleotides long. RefSeq lists its product as uncharacterized. The record is from RefSeq and is a predicted model, not a curated record. Lineage: Eukaryota; Viridiplantae; Streptophyta; Magnoliopsida; Arecales; Arecaceae.
CACGCGUACCAAUCGUGCGAAAAACUGGAGUCACGCCUUCAUGGUCAGGAGGAGACAACCUAGGGAGCGGCUCCCGUGGCCGUUAAUGGCACCGCGAGAAGGAAGAGAAGAACACCUCUCCUCCUUGUUCCCUCCGGUCCCGUCCUUCCAAUUCCAAACCCUAGACACCCCUAUCGCCACCUCUCUAGGGUUAGGGCUGGGGAUUGGAUUGGGGUUUCUCCUCUUCACCCGAUCCCGAUCCAUCAAACCCCUCUCCACCGUCAUCAAGGUCGCCGACAGCGCCAUCAAGGGCGCCAAAGCCCUCCAGGAUCUCCACUCCCCCUCCCCUAAAGCGAUCCUCUUCGCCUCCAAGGCCUUGAUCAAGGGCUACAAAGCUUCGAAGCGCUUCAUUCCAGCCGGAACCAACCCCGAAAUCCAUCCCCUCACCGCCAAGAGGCUCAGAGCUUAUUUGAGCGCCAUCAAUUUGGUCAGAUUUGCAACCUCACCGCUUUACGCUGGUGGAUUUCUGGGGUUGGAGCUCCUGAAAGGUGGCUACAAGCUCUCCAAGAAUUACUUAAAAGUUCUCGAAGGGUUUGUGGGCUUGCAAUUGGAUUCGGCUCUCAAGAAUGGCGUCGAUACCUUGGGUUUGCUGGUUAGGGUUGUGUUUGUUGCAAGAGAGCUCAAGCAAUGGAUUGUGAUCGGAUGGCCGAGAAGGAGGCGGCACGAGUGUGGCUUCGCGCGACGCAUCAAUACGAGGUAUGGGGCUUGUUUGUGUUGUGAAAGAACGAAUUUUGACAGUGAUUGUAGAUAUGUGAGAGGUUUUCCUGUAGAGAAUUUUCCUAAAUUGGAGAGAGCAGUGAUUAGUGAAAUUCCUUCGGAGUUUUGUAUUUCUGAACUGCUGUGCUUGUCUAUUCCUAUACAUGAGGUGAUUCCAAUGAAUUUACUGUAGUUAUUGUAAAAAUUCCUAGUUGUUUGCAUGCA